Messenger RNA from Arachis stenosperma, 1468 nucleotides. RefSeq lists its product as uncharacterized. The transcript has 5 exons. Lineage: Eukaryota; Viridiplantae; Streptophyta; Magnoliopsida; Fabales; Fabaceae. Bases 17 to 937 code for a protein of 306 amino acids. Gene Ontology annotation, molecular function: DNA-binding transcription factor activity. The record is from RefSeq and is a predicted model, not a curated record.
GCAAUCAGAUUUUGCAAUGAUGAAUCCAUGGGAUAUCAGAGACCCGUGCGAUAUGAUAGACUUUGAUGCUGACGAUGAAGCACCGCAGUUUCAGUUUGAGUGUCCGCCUCUGCCUGAGCCCGUCUGGAAUGGGGACGAAAACAAUGUAGGUGAGCCGUGUGCCAUGGACGUGAGUGGUAAUGAACCACCUCAGCCGGUUAUUGAUGAGUGUUUGACAGAGCACUAUUGGGGAAGCCCAUUAUCUGAUUAUCAACCACUUCAGUCUCAGCCUGAGCCAUGUGCCAUGGACGUGAGUGGUAAUCAACCACCUCAGCCAGUUAUUGAUGAGUGUUUCCCGGAAGUUAUGAAGAGGACAGAGCACUAUUGGGGAAGCCCAUUAUCUGGUUCUCAACCACUUCAGUCUCAGUCUCAGUCUCAGUCACGUGCCAUUGACGUGUGUGGUAAUCAACCACUUCAGUCUCAAUCUCAGACGGAUAUAGUAAGGACGCUGACGGAUGAGUUUUUCGCUGACACCUGUGGUUAUCCACUACCUCAGUCUCAGCCUCAGCCUCAGACUCAGUGGGAUACCAGUAGGAACAUGUUAGAGCUGAUUCCCGAUGUCGGUAGUCAUCAACCACUUCAACCUCAAUCUCCGGUCUGGACUUGGGAGGAGAACAAAGCAUUUGAGUCAAUUAUUACCAGUUGUUUUCAGGAUGAUAUCCAGAACCGCUGGGAGGACGUGGCUGCUCGUCUCCCCGGCAGGACCCCGACACAGCUGCAAGAACGCUUUCAGAAGCUGAUGAACGACAUCAAUAACAUGACCAUCAUGAUGGAACACAACCCUCUCUCCAUCCCUAUCAAUGCAACAACACCAUUACACCACCACCACCAUCACACCCUUAUUCCACUCAUCAUCAUCACGGGGAGGAGCUCGUGCCAGCUGCAGAGGAGGCGGUAGUGCCAACUGAACAAGAGGAGGCAGCACCAACAAAGACAGGAUAUCAUUGGACCGAGGAUGAACAUAGGUAUUCGUUUCGCAUCCAAGUGGUGAAAAAUAUUCAAGUGUACUAUGUGCAGGAAGCCAGAUAUAUUAAGAAAACCCAGUAUCAGGAAUUCAAUCAUGGGAUUGGAAUCUGAGUGGUGACAAAUCCACAUAUCAUGCAUUGUACCCAAGGGCUUGGACAAUAUAUGAAGAACCUGACCCAGCACUGAGAAUAGUUUGUCCUCAGAUCUCACCUAUUAUUCCCCAUAAUUACAAGGAGAGUAGCUUUCCUGCAUCAGUUUUUACUUUUGUGGUAGGCAAGAGUCACUUCAAUUUCUUUUUUAGUUAGAAUUUGAUACAUAUGUUGCUCUUAAUAUGCAAUGAAUGUUAUUUAUGCAGUUAAAUAAUUUUGGAAAAACAACAGCAGAUGUCACCUUGCUUUUCACAUGGACUGUAAAGGGGUGGCAAGCGGGCAAGCCCGCCCCCCCCGCCAGAAGCCCGCCCCGU